Volvox carteri f. nagariensis is the source of this 861-nucleotide messenger RNA. RefSeq lists its product as uncharacterized. The record is from RefSeq and is a predicted model, not a curated record. The transcript has 8 exons. Gene Ontology annotation, biological process: protein phosphorylation. Bases 1 to 861 code for a protein of 286 amino acids. Gene Ontology annotation, molecular function: protein kinase activity; ATP binding. NCBI's taxonomy places the organism in Eukaryota, Viridiplantae, Chlorophyta, Chlorophyceae, Chlamydomonadales, Volvocaceae.
AUGGCUUCCGAACGUUAUGAACGACGGCAUUGCAUUGGGCGCGGGUCUUUUGGAGACGUUUAUGAGGGCGUCGACACGGAAACGGGGAAUCCGGUGGCCAUCAAAGUAAUUGAUUUGGAGAACGUGGAAGAUGAUAUACAAGAUAUACACAAGGAAAUCCAAGCACUUGCCGGCUGCAAAUGCAAAAAUAUUACAGAAUACUAUGGUUCUGUGGCACCGCCUGGAACCGCGGAGCUGUGUAUUAUCAUGGAGCUCAUGGCAUGCUCCGUUUCUGACCUGGUUCAGCACGGUCCUCUAGACGAACCUUGUAUUGCGUACAUCCUGUCUCAGGUUCUUAACGCCCUGGUGUAUCUGCAUUCGGAGCGCCGCAUCCACCGCGACAUAAAGGCCGCAAACUUGCUAUUGUCUCGGACCGCCGAGGUGAAAAUCACCGAUUUUGGCGUAUCGGGUCAGCUGACGGGGACCUUGGGUUACCGGCGAAAGACCUUUGUGGGCACACCCUUUUGGAUGGCGCCGGAGGUCAUUGAAACCUCGGAGGAAGGCUACAGCGAAAAGGCUGAUGUGUGGUCUCUGGGUAUUACCACCAUAGAGAUGGCCACCGGCGCGCCGCCGCACGCCGCUCUGCACCCCAUGCGGGUGCUGUUCCUCAUCCCCACUAGGCCGCCGCCCCAGCUUGAGGGCGACUUUUCGCCCGAAAUGAAGGAUUUUGUGACGAAGUGCUUGCAAAGAGAUCCCGGCGCCCGGCCGGCGGCAAAGGUGAGUCAGACCGACGGGGCAGGCAGGGUUGGACGGCAUUGGAGGUACCGGUGGACCUGUGCCAUGCAGCUCAACAGGAAUGGACAAGGGCUGGAAUGGUUUUGA